CAGCUGCUUCUGAAGGCGCCUGCGGCGGCGGAGGCUGAAGGCGAAGUGUCUGCCGGGCAGAGGACGAGGAUGAAUGGGCCAGCCGGACUCGCGUACCUGGACCGCCGCGAGCGGGUUCUCAAAUUAGGCGAAAGUUUCGAGAAGCAGCCACGCUGUGCUUUCCACACCGUGCGCUAUGACUUCAAACCUGCUUCUAUUGAUACUUCUUGUGAAGGAGAUCUUGAGGUUGGCAAAGGUGAACAGGUGACAAUAACUCUACCAAAUAUAGAAGGUUCAACUCCACCAGUCACAGUUUUCAAAGGUUCCAAGAGACCUUACUUAAAAGAAUGCAUUUUGAUCAUUAACCAUGAUACUGGGGAAUGUCGCCUAGAGAAACUCAGCAGCAACAUCACUGUGAAAAAAACAAGAGUUGAGGGAAGUAGUAAAAUUCAGUACAGACUAGAACAACAGCAGCAACAAAAGUGGAUUCCACCCAGGACUUCCAAUCUUGCACCACAUUCUCUGUCAGAAGACAAGAUGUCUCCAACAUCACUAAUGGAUGAUAUUGAAAGAGAACUGAAGGCAGAAGCUAGUCUAAUGGACCAGAUGAGCAGUUGUGAUAGUUCAUCAGAUUCCAAAAGUUCUUCAUCUUCAAGUAGUGAGGAUAGCUCUAGUGAUUCCGAAGAUGAUGACCAGUCGUCUCCUUCGGAUCCAGGGAACUGUAGCUCAGAGUGUCCUGGCAUGUCUGCUGGGCCACAGUACAGGCCUUCAGAUACGGAUGCUACUCGUAACAGGUUUCAUGACAACAGUGCCCUUGUGAUGAGUACUUUACGAAGUGAUUUGCAGCUCAGUGAAUCAGAAAGUGACAGCGAUGACUAA
Molecule: messenger RNA, 858 nt
Organism: Acomys russatus (golden spiny mouse)
Lineage: Eukaryota; Metazoa; Chordata; Mammalia; Rodentia; Muridae
Gene: Eaf2
Product: ELL associated factor 2
Exons: 6
Coding region: 70-858 (262 amino acids)
Biological process (GO): positive regulation of DNA-templated transcription; regulation of transcription elongation by RNA polymerase II
Cellular component (GO): super elongation complex
Molecular function (GO): transcription elongation factor activity
Source: RefSeq, a predicted model, not a curated record